Molecule: messenger RNA, 3387 nt
Organism: Indicator indicator
Lineage: Eukaryota; Metazoa; Chordata; Aves; Piciformes; Indicatoridae
Gene: C13H3orf70
Product: chromosome 13 C3orf70 homolog
Exons: 2
Coding region: 1-732 (243 amino acids)
Source: RefSeq, a predicted model, not a curated record
AUGAGCGGGGCGGCGGCGGCCAAGAGCGAGAAGCUGGACGAGGCUCAGGCACUGGCCCGCAGCUGCGCGGGCAGACCUGACUUCCAGCCCUGCGACGGACUCUCGCUCUGCGCCACCCACAGCCACGGCCGCUGCUUCCGCCUGCACUGGUGCUGCCACCUGGGAUGGUGCCACUGUAAAUACGUCUACCAGCCCAUGACGCCGGUGGAGCAGCUGCCUAGCACGGCGAUCCCGGCGCGGCCCCGGGAGCCCCCCAGCACCAUCCAGAUCUCGGUGUCGCUCACUCAGCACUUCCUCAAGUUCGCGCCCGUCCUGCAGCCGCCGCUGCCGCCAGCCUCGCCGCGGCUCUGCGCCAUCGCCGACCUCUUCCUCGACAGCUACCGCGUCAAGUGCAUCAACGGCAAGAUGUGCUACGUGCAGAGGCAGCCCCCGGCGCCGCCGCUCAGGAGCGGGCCCCGCCCGGUGCCCGCCGGCAGCGCCUUCGGCACGGAGGAGAGCGGCACAGCAAAGCCGGAGCACUGCUCGUCCCCCUCCAGCUCCGAGGACUCCGGCAUCAACGCCGUGGGGGUUCACUACAUGGAGUCGUGUGACGAGGACACAGAGGGGGUGGCCGAUCUCAGUUCAGAGGAGGAUUACAGCCCGGAUAGCAGCUGGGAACCAGACGAGUGCCCGCUCCUGUCGCCCUCUCAGUGUGAGAUGGAAGUAAUCGAGACGAUAGAAACCACUGUGUGACCCCACAGGCUGGCAGCAGCACAGCCCAGCUCCCACUUGGGGACGUUGCUUUUGUAGGCUUUCUCUUUUCUGUUUUUCCCCACAAUUCUUCUUUUCCAGUGCACCUGAGGGUUCAGAUUCCGGGAGUGCAGCCGCGGGACUUGCGUGUUGGUGACCGAGCAGCAGCCUGAGCCGCUGGAGCACAUCCUCAGCCCAACCAAAACCAUCUGUGCCUGGAUGAUCAGGCUCAAGACUUCUGCAGCUGAGACAGGCCCUGUGCUUGGGCCGGGCUCCACCAUACACUGCUCACACCAGGAUGUGCACUCGAGAUGGUUCCAUCUGCCAGGAUGUUCAAAGCACAGGCGCUGAGCUGGUGCAGGACUCUUGCCAGCAGCAGAGCAAAGCUGCCUCUAUUCUGUCUCAGACAGCUCUGCAAGGCAUGGCCACGAGAGGCUCUUCCCACCUCUGGCCUUUUUCCUUGUCCAUCCUCUUCUCUAGUGCUGGUGCCCCCUGUCUCAGAGGCUACUGGCACCAUUCUCCAGUAGGUCAGCAGGGCAGGCUAGAGAACGUCCCAAGUGCCUCCAACUCUUCUCCAGGCUAUGCACCGAGCACCUGCUGAGGGCUGUCAGGCUCUGCAACCUCCCCAGCAGGUGACUGCUGGUCAGCUGCCUGGCUCCAGCUGGUCCCUUUCCUCUCCAUGGCUCUGGGGAAGACGUGGCUUUGGCAGCUUUGUGGGCAGGAGCAGGCAGAGCUGACAUGCAGCUGCCUGACCAACACCCUCUGAGGUGGAAGACAGCAGAUGAAGGCAGUGGCUACCUCCAAUCACACAACCCCCACCUCUGCUCUGCCUGCUGCUCCCUCCUGUGCUGUGUGGUGUCACACACCGGCACUCAGGACCCAACAACCUCCAGACCUGCGUUUUCCUGAAGAGUGACAAAGUUUAAAAACAAAAAGCUUAUCAUCAGCCACACCACUGUGUCAGCAGAGCUUGGGGGCAGCCCAGAGGUGCCCAAGGGAUCCAUACCUGCUACAGGACAGCCUGAGGUCAUGCUGCUCCUGCUCCGCUGCACUCGGGUAAAGAGCAGAUUCAGAGUCAUGGGGUAGGUUGGGUUGGAAGGGACCUCAAAGCUCAUGCAGCUCCGAUCCCCUGCCAUGGGCAGGGAGACCUCCAACCAGCCCAGGUAGCUCAAAGCCUCAUCCAGCCUGGCCUUGAACACCUCCAUGGAGGGAGCAACCACAGCCUCCCUGGGCAACCUGUGUCAGUGUCUCCCCACCCUCGCUGUAUACAUCCCUCAAGCAGCUGGCACAUGUGAGCUGCCUCGCUGCUGGUUUGGUUUCAGCCCUGCAGCACAAAACCCAAGGUGGUGCUCAGACUUCAGGCAGCUGGGAGCAGCUGGGGUCAGCCAUGGCUGUGCCGUGGCCAGGACUGAAUUUCUUGGCAUUUGCUGUUUGCAGUGCAGCCCUGGUUGGUGACUGCCAGGCUGCAGUUCAGUGUGCUAGAGGCUUGUCCCAGCUGCAGGGUGGCUUCACAGGCUCAUUCCUCAGUGUCCCUGACCACGUAGUACUGAUCCUGUCCACAUCGUACCCAGUCUUGUUAGCAAAUGUAGACAGCAGUGUGUGUGGUGCGCACAGGGGCUAGGGGUUCCCCUUCAUGGUGACAAAGUAACUUCGUACUUUCUAGACUCAGACUUCCAGACCCUUGCACGUGCAGCUGUGAUGGCUCAGGGGGAGUGCAGUGCUUGCCCCAGGAGCACCCUGGACCCUUGCAGGACCAGCUGCAUUCUCCUGCCAAGGCACUUGGGAUGACUUUGGUGUUCUGAGGGUGUUUCAAUGAAGGCUGUAGUAAAACUAAAUAGGAUUUCUUUCUUUUUAAGGGCAGGAUUUGUCUUUUGUGGUUAACUAAGGUUUUCUAACAACCCUUUAGUGUCUCUGGCCCCUUUACACACAUCCCAUAGGUAGAAGGAAGCAUUAUGUACAAACCCACAGCAUUUAUCCAUUUAACCUUUUCACUGUAACCCCAGUGGGGAGCUGACAGAGCUCACUCCUGUGCCUGCCUGAGCUUCCUUUCAGAGGUGGCUUCUCCUGCCUGGAAGGACUGGGGUGGUGGCUGGCCAGAUGCAUCCUCCCAAGGGGGGGCAGGAGGACCGCUCCUGGGGACACAGUGCUCCUUGCCAGCCCUCACUGCAGGCACCAAGCAUGGGAAGGGACAUCAGGGCCCUCUGAGCUCAGCGUUUGCAGGCAAGCAGGAGCUGGGGCAGCAGCUGUGAGCACAGUCAGAGCCAACUGGGGACUUUCUGACCAAGCCUUCCCCAGGGCUCCCUGCUCUUGCAGGUUCCCUCACUGUUGUCAGGUCCCUUUCCUAACCCUAAGUAAUUAGCAAUAUUCACAUGCUCUGAGUGUCUCCUAACCAGGAUUUGUUUAGAUGUCUUAAGCACAAGGAGCUGCCUCUCCCUUCUCUUGUCCCAGCGAGGCAUCAGUGGAGCAGCCUGGGGUGGGCCAGGGCUGGGUCUGGGCAGUUUCAGCAGCCAGCACAGGGGCAGGUUUCUCCCUGUGCCACAUCACACCCCCAGCUCAGAAACAGGCCCCACACAGAGCCCUGCCUCCUUUGUUGUGCUGCAAGAGACAUGCCCUGGGCUCCUGCUCCAGGCAGGCAGGGGGAGGCUGUGUUCAUGUCCU